Messenger RNA from Setaria italica (foxtail millet), 2192 nucleotides. RefSeq names its product CASP-like protein 4U1. The transcript is spliced from 3 exons. NCBI's taxonomy places the organism in Eukaryota, Viridiplantae, Streptophyta, Magnoliopsida, Poales, Poaceae. The coding region runs from base 335 to 1798 and encodes 487 amino acids. The record is from RefSeq and is a predicted model, not a curated record.
CGUGUUUGGUUUUAGUUGGCGUGGCACGGCACAACGCCGUUCCUGCGGCCACUGACAAGAUUGUAAUUUGUAACUGGCUAACUGCUGCUGCGGCUUGGAGUGCUCUGCGCGGAGGCAGCAACGGAUGGAUCGGCGGCGGUGAAAAGGUUGCAGAGCAAAGCGCGAGGGAGGGAGAGAUAGGGGGGGCGACCGGCGACGGAAGGAAGGAAGCGCAUAAACAUGGGAAAGCUACACGUAACCUCACAUACAUAACACGGCCACUCCUCCCCUGACCCUUCCUCGCUUGAUCCCUUCCUUCCACCCGUCCACCACCCGCCGCGCGCGGUGUCGCACCAUGCCGUCGACGCCACGGACGCCGGCGCCGGAGAGGCCGCCGCCGCCCGUGCCCGCUCCCGCUCCUCCUCCGCCUCUGGAGACGCCCCUGUCGCCGUCGCCCUCGUCGCAGCCCGGGGAGGAGUACCACACGCCGCCGCCGUCGCUCGACGCGUCGCCGCGGGAGCAGGCAAGUUUCCCCAGCGACGGGAGGGGAGGAGGAACGCCCACCAGGAGCCCGUCGUUCGACGCGUCGCCGCGGGAGGAGGCCUGCUUGCCCAGCGACGGGAAGGGAUGGGCGCCCGCCAGGAGCCCGCCGCUCGACGCGUCUCCGCGGGAGCAAGCAAGUUUCCCCAGCGACGGGAGGGGAGGAGGAACGCCCACCAGGAGCCCGUCGCUCGACGCGUCGCCGCGGGAGCAGGCAAGUUUCCCCAGCGACGGGAGGGGAGGAGGAAUGCCCACCAGGAGCCCGUCGCUCGACGCGUCGCCGCGGGAGCAGGCCAGCUUGCCCCGCGACGGGAGAGGUGGGGCGCCCGCCAAGAGCCCGCCGCUCUCGCCCGUGCGCCUCCCCACGCCGCACCUCCUGCCGCCGCCCGCCUCCCCCUCCGCCAAGAACGGGCAAGAAGGGGGCGCUGCGGGGGCUGCGGCGCCGGCCCGCCCGCAGCUCCGCCUAGCGACGGGGCUCCUCCGGACGCCGUCGCAGGGGUCGCUCGCGACCAAGUCCCCGUCCCCGUCGCCGUCGCCCACGCCGCCCUCGCCGCUGACUCCGGCGCCCGCGGCCAACAUCAACAACAAGAGCGGCCAGAGCACGCCCAAGCAGCGCGCGGAGACCUGGAAGCCGCCGCUGUCGCCUGCAGCCGCACCGGCGAUCGCGGUGCCACACUUCGACCCCGCAGAGGAGGCAGUCACGUCGCCGCUGCGCCUCGGCAAGCCGCAGCUCGACCACCGCCAGCAGCAGCGACAGCAGCACGCGGCGGCGGAGAACGGGGGAUCGGUGCCCCCCGACGUGGCGGCCGUGGCCGCGGUCGGGGAGAGGAGGCCGCUGUCGGUGACGCUGCGGCUGGCCACGGCGGCGCUCAGCCUCGCGGCCUUCUCGGUCAUCGCCAGCGCCCGGACGUCCGGGUGGGCCGGCGACUCCUACGCCCGCCACCAGCAGUACAGGUACGCCGUCGCAGUGAACGUGAUCGUCUGCGCCUACUCGAUCGCGCAAUCCUUCGGCGAGAUCCGCCGCCUGAUCUCACCCACGUUCAUAUUCCGGAGCAGGCCAAGCUACUACUGCAGCCUGUUCCUGGACCAGGUUCUGGCGUACCUCCUGAUGUCGGCGUCGUCGGCGGCCGCGUCUCGCAACGACCUGUGGGUGUCGAGGUUCGGCACGGACGCCUUCAACAGGAAGAUCAGCAGCGCCCUGUGGCUGUCGUUCAUCGGGUUCCUCAUGCUCGCUCUCAACGCGCUCAUCUCCACGGCCAAUCUCUUCAGCAUGGUCUGAGCCUGACAGGGUAGGGUGAUCGCGCCAUGCCAUUGUUGAUUUGUUGGAAUCCAGUACCGGUUGUACAAUUUUGGAGUAAAUAUUGCUGCGGAUUAGCCGGAGGUAUACAUCCGACACGCUGCUUUUGGUACUGGGCCAUCAAUUAGUACGCUUUAUCAGGGGCUAUAGAAUGCAGAGCAGCAGAGGUUUCUAUACUACUAGUUCAUGUCAGCCAUCUCCAAUGUCAAUUUUCUGUGCUUAACCGGUCAUUGCGCUGUAAUACGUCAGAUCGAGCUACGCACGUCAGAUGAUACGUCCUUGUCGUUCUGUUGCAGCUCGGCUGCAUGUGACACUCCUUUUUUGGUGCAGUGAAGUUGCCAAGAAAUGUAGCCUGCCUCUGUUUACAGACUUUGUA